CAAGUCCCAGAGUGCUUUGCGAGCGGUGAAGUUGCCUUCUGGGAGUUGUAGUCCAACAUAUCAGGGUCGUUUCCGUGUAUCUAGCCGACGUUAGUUCGCGUUAGGUGGAGGAAUCUGCUCAGCAAAAGACAAACACAUGUGAAAUUAAUGACCAGGGUUGUGUGAAUUUAUGGAAACAUGUCAAAGAAACGGGGCAGGAAGCGUAGCAGUGGAGAGCUGAGUGAGAGCUCGGCCUCCUCGACCCUGAGCCCAGACCCUGACAACCUGCUGGGCCGUAGGAUUCAGCAUACCUGGAGGGAGAAGGGAUCCGUAACCAAGUGGAAAGGCACCGUCCUGGAGCGCCUGACUGUGAACAGCUCCCUGUACAUGGUCAAAUAUGACGGCUUUGACUGCGUGUAUGGCAUCGAGCUCUUCAAAGACAACCGGGUGUCCAACCUGCAGGUGUUGACAGAAAAAGUUGUGAACAAUAAGAUCAAGGUGCCUCCUGGGGCGGAGGAGCUGGUGGGCCGUGCGGUAGAGCAUCUGUUUGAGAAGGAGGACGGUGAGAAAAACGAGUGGCGAGGCAUGGUGCUGUCUCGAGCCCCCAUCAUGACCCACUGGUACUACAUCACCUACGAGAAGGACCCGGUGCUCUACAUGUACCAGCUGUGGGACGACUAUAAGGACGGUGAUCUGCGCGUCCUGCCCGAAUCAGAGAACAAACACCUGCUGCCAGCAGACAGGAAGCCAGGUGAGGAGCCAGAGAGCCUCGUGGGUAAACAGGUGGAGUACGUCACAGAUAACGGUCUGAAGAGGACGGGCUUGGUCAUCUAUCAGGUCCCGGCUAAGCCCACGGUAUACUACAUCAAAUAUGACGAUGACGUCCACAUCCACGUCUACGAUCUGGUGAAGACCACCUAGUACUGACUGUCCUGUUUCAUCUCCAGCUGACGGCUCAUCUCUGAACCCGACCAGCCGUUACCUGUGAAAGUGUUACACAUUUCAGUUUUCCUCCAGUGGGAGGCGACGUGCCGAAGAUCAAAAGCCCCGUCUUUUUUUGUUCAAAUUUUUUUUGGCCUCCAGAGGCUUCUUUCAUUCUCACAUCACCAGACGUCUCGGUUUUUGAUUCUCAAUCUUAAAGGCACAAUGAGUAGGAUUUGUCGGUUUGCGGUUUGUAAACAUUCAAAGUUGGCCUCUCCUCCCCGGCUGAGCGAGGGUUAGGGUGCUCGCCAGCGGGUGGAAGCCAACCCCAGGUUCACUCGCGUUUUGGAUCGAGCUUUGUCCGCUUGGCGUUUGGCCUCACUAUAUUUGCGUUUUUUUGAUGCUGUGUCCGCCAUUUUCGUAGCUUCCUCUUGGAUGCGUGCUUACGAUCUGGCACCUGGUUGCUAAGUUUUUAUAGAGGUUGACGCCCAGAAGCGUCCCAGCAUAAUGUAAUGAAAAAAAUCCAGGUAGAGGGCUGCAGGGUCUCUGCAGAUACAGCCACCGCCACACACACUUCUAGUGGCUCAUAAGUGAUAAUUGAGAGGGAUUAUUUUUGUAUGAGUCUAUACAUUGUGUUUCAGGAAAAUCCUACUCACUGGGCCUUUUUUAAGUUGACCUUAAUAUGACUAUUGGGUCCUCUUCAAUGUAAAUAAAGCAGGUCUGAGACCAGUUGUAUAGCCCAGCAGAUGAAAAGGAGCUAGACAUUUCUUCUGGUUAAAUCACACUUGUAUAGCGCAACUUUCAAACUCCAAAUUCAUACUUUUUGUAAGCAACACAUCAAACUAAAACAACUCAGCUUUCUUACCUAUACCUCUGUGUUUUACUCUGUGUUUUUUCAUUUCGCUUUUAUAUGGCUGUACUAUUUAUUUCUUCUGGAAUAUCUGGCUGUGUUGCUGGUUACAUUUUGGCAAACAUGUCUGCUGUGCUUUAUGUGUGUCACUGGGUAGGCCCCAGUUUGUUGAAUAUAGAAGUCAUUUGACCAGUGUGCUAAUUUUACCAUCACACGAUUUCAGUUGAAGUGUUUAGGCAUUGAUGCGACUUGACUGUCUCAUGGAUAUAAAACACAGAUUAUUCCCAAAAAAAAGAAGAAGUCAUUUAUCAUAUUUCUGUCUCAUCAUGUAAACUGCAAGUUUUUCUACAUUAUGAUAAUAUAUGAAAAAUACUGAUGUUGAUGUCAAGUUGUUUCAGCUGUGUUUGUGCAACACACCAUUUCUGUAGUUCAAAUUGGCUCCCAAUAUUGUUUAGUAUUUUGGACUGAAGUCUUUAUUAUUUGCCAAAAAAAUGAAUGAUGUGACACGAUAUAUUCAAGCCUCAAAAUACUGUUCAUUGUGACCCUAAAUAUGUUUUGUUCUGUAAAUAUAAUCGGAGACAUUUUUAUGAACGUAAAAAAACAAAAGCUGCUUGAAAAUUA
This is a messenger RNA of Sebastes umbrosus (honeycomb rockfish), 2371 nucleotides long. Its product is annotated as spindlin-1-like. The coding region runs from base 178 to 900 and encodes 240 amino acids. The transcript is spliced from 5 exons. The record is from RefSeq and is a predicted model, not a curated record. NCBI's taxonomy places the organism in Eukaryota, Metazoa, Chordata, Actinopteri, Perciformes, Sebastidae. Gene Ontology annotation, biological process: gamete generation.